Triplophysa dalaica is the source of this 3144-nucleotide messenger RNA. Its product is annotated as fibulin-7. NCBI's taxonomy places the organism in Eukaryota, Metazoa, Chordata, Actinopteri, Cypriniformes, Nemacheilidae. The record is from RefSeq and is a predicted model, not a curated record. The transcript is spliced from 8 exons. Gene Ontology annotation, molecular function: calcium ion binding. Bases 178 to 1554 code for a protein of 458 amino acids.
AUCGCUGGACUCGGUUCACCCAGAAUGAUUCGCUCGGAAGUUGGACAUCAUCAGGCACUCGGCGAGUCUUCAUGAGGAACGCACGAGCAUCAAUAGCAGUUCUUGCACCAGUUUAACAAACAUUUUCUAUCAGGGUUUAUUCAGCAACUACCAAUAAACAGAAUAAAGUUAACACAUAUGAGGAUUAAUAACAAGGAAGCGAAAAGUGGAUGUAGAAGAAUGAAUAUAUCAUGUUUACGCACGAUUUUCCUCUUGCUGUCAGUUUCAUCCUUGCAUGACUGUAAUGAUUCGGCACAGGGUUGCAUGGAUAAGAGCAGAGCGAUGGGCGUGCUGCGUCAGAUGGAGAAGUUCCUCAAAGCACAGGAGGUCCGGUUUACAGAAGGGCUUCGAAUUAUGAAGUCCAAACUCGCCAGUCUUCAAAACUCUGUGUCCAAGUUUCCACAAUCAGACCAGUCCUUGUCUCAGCUCUCGUGUCCACCUCUGAUGGCUCCGGCCCACGGGAGGAAGUUCGGCUCGAAAUACCUGGUUGGCCAUGAGGUCCAUUUCACAUGUUCUCAGGGUUUUCGCUUGGUGGGGUCGGGGACACGCGUGUGCCAGGAAAACGGCACCUGGAGCGGAGUCGCCGUCAUCUGUAAAGAUGUGAGCGUCUGCAGCAGUAACCCGUGUAAGAACGGUGCCACCUGUGUGGAGACCCUCAACCAGUACAAGUGCACCUGUCCACACAACUGGAGCGGAAACCACUGCCAGUAUCAGACUCAAACAGCUCCUCCAGAAUGGAGCGUUGUGAAUGAUCCGGCCUUCAGCCGCAAACCUCGCUGCGCAAAAGUGGACCGUGCCCAGCACUGCAGCUGUGACGCCGGCUUUCACAUGAGCGGAACCUCAGACAACAGCAUCUGUCAGGAUGUGAAUGAAUGUGAGGUGUUCAAGAACGAGCGUGGAGGACCUCUGUGCGCUCAUGUCUGCGUAAACGUCCCAGGAUCUUAUCACUGUUCCUGUCCCACCGGUUACAAACUGCUCGCUGAUGGAAGGAGCUGUGAGGAUGUGGACGAAUGUCUUACGCAACAGCACAACUGCAGCCGCGGCACCACCUGUGUCAACACCGGAGGAGGUUUCCAAUGCGCCAACCCCGAGUGCCCGCGCUCGCACGCCAACGCCAGCUAUGUCAAGACAUCACCUUUCCAGUGCGAAAGAAACCCCUGUCCCAUGGAUAGCCACUCAUGUCUGUUCGCCGCAAAGACCAUCUCUUACCAUUACCUAUCCCUGCCCACCAAUCUGCGCACCCCCGCCACCCUGUUUAGCAUGGCCACUGCGACCCCCCCGGGACGGCCAGGACCGGACAGCCUCCGCUUCGGCAUCGCCGGAGGAGGUGAUGCCAGGAGCUUAUUCGUCAUGCAGCGCUCAGACCGUCAAACCGGUGAGCUGAUCCUGGUUCAGCCGUUACGUGGACCUCAGGAGCUCAGCGUGGAGGUAGAGAUGUCUGAAUACGCUGACCGCACCUUCCAAGCAAAACAUCUGGCUCGAGUCCAUCUUCUGGUUUCGUCCUAUGAGUUCUGAAGAGAUGGAGGGGUACGGUCGCAUGUCUGAUCUUGAAGGAAACGGUUCAGAGGGAUGAAUGUUUUCAUUUGGAGGGUCUGAAUGAUAGAUUUGUUCAUAGACUCAGCUCUGGUUUUGAUGUUGACGUGUCUAAGAGAUGAAAGACGUGGACGGCAGUGUAAAGUAACGCUGAUUUUCCAACUUUAAUGUACUCACACAAAAAUGCUUUUUACUUGCUGGUACAUUUCUGGUUAAAGGUAAAGCGUGUCAUUUUCCAUCCCAGUUUUCAUUUUUAAAGACAGUGAUGAAUAGACUUAUUACCUGGAUAUCUGAAGAGGGUAAACACUGUGACUCUAUAGUAUUGCUCUGUUUGUUUGAGCUCCAAUAUUUACCAUAUGGCUGUCAAAACAAUAGAAGAAACAAUCCUGAAAAUGACACCUUAUCAAACUUUAAACUGACAAUUUACAGCAGAUUCCAUUAGUUAUGGUCAAUAUUACGCCUUCUUGGAUUUGCAAUGAUAUUAAAACAAACGUUUAUGGGUUGCAUUCCACAUAAAAAAGACUUUAGAAUACUUCAAUAUUUACGUACUACAGUAGAGUGUGAAAAGCUACCAAAGUCUUUUCAAACCUUCCUAUGGUAAAUAUUAAAGUGUUCUCCAGUGCAUCAAUUCAGUACAGCUAAUGCUAAAAAAUAAAAGCUAACACUGGGAUCACAACAAAUGCGAAUUAAGCAUUUUGGGCGAGUAAAGUACAUACAAAGUCAAUGCAAACACUCGAACUCGUCACUCACGUAAAAAUAACGAACUAUGUCUGCGAGUUAUAAAGAGAGUGGAACGUGAUUGUUUGCGUUUGGUGUGAACCCUGCAUAACAAAAUGGAUUCAAUAUUUUACUAUAGUAAAUAGUACAUUACCUUCUAGUUAAAUAACUCACUAAACAAACAACAACUCACUAACAAACUAAAGUUAAAACUACACAAUAACAAACAUUAACAAAAUGACUAUUAUAUGCUACAGUUAACUUUAGUAAAUACUAAGGUAUACCACAGUAUUUUUAUGUGGAACAAUUCCAAAAGGUGACUUUUUUAAGUGCAUACGCUGCAGGACAACAAGCUUUACCAUUCGUUGGGUCCACUAAUGCAAACAACAUGAUAAAAAUAAACAAUGGCUACAGUGAAUAAGCGCUCAAGAAUUAAUACACGAAGACACAAAAAUCGAAUAAACCUGAGAAACAUAUUGUAAGAAAUCGCUUGUUUUUAUGAUCUUUGUUAAACAGACAAACUUCUUCAGCUUGAAUGAAUGUUUAAAGUUUAUUUCCGCUUGUAAAUGUGCACCGCUGUCAAACAGACCUCAACAACAGCACAUUUUAGCAUCUACAUGAAUUAUUGCAUAGUUUGAAUCUACGUUUAUGUAUGUGGGAUGUUUUGUAUUAAGAAUGACAAUAUCUCAACAUUUUCUUAACAGAUAUAUUACUGUUCAUGUUUGCCUGGUCGUGUUCAUGUAUAUCAGGAUUUGUAUCGGACAAUGAAAUCAACUACAUGAAUUUUAUUUCUCUGUCCCAAACACCUUGAACUUCGUUUUCCUUUGUAUUUUAACACUGUUUGUUGUUCUUGCA